AUGGCCACCACCACGACGGUGACGACGACGACGAUGGCGGUGGUGAGCGCGCGCGGGAAGCGGCGCGGCGGCGGCGGCGGCGGGGGGUGCUGCUGCGCCCUCGCGGCGGCCGCGGACGUCGUGCCGGCGUCGCGAGAGGAGCAGCGGCAGCCGGCGGAGGAGGAGGGGCAGCAGCAGCAGCUGCCGCGGCUGGUGCGGUUCGAGGAGCUGCCGGACUACCUGCGGGACAACGAGUUCAUCCACGCCCACUACCGCUGCGAGUGGUCCGUCCGCGACGCGCUCCGCAGCGCCUUCGCCUGGCACAACGAGACGCUCAACGUCUGGAGCCAUCUUGGAGGGUUCUUCCUGUUCCUCUACCUCGCCGUCGCCGAGCCAACGGGGAAGGCCGGAGCCGGCGCCGCCCCGGGCAUCGUGACGUUCGUGCUGGCGUCAGCCAACACCUCGUGGUCUUCGUGGGAGACCAGCAGCAACUCGAGCUUGACGUUGAGCAAUGGUUUAACGACGGCCGUGUUCGGGAACAGCGAUGGCCACGGCCACGCGGUGCCGAGGUGGCCGCGGACGGUGUUCCUGGCGGGCGCGAUGACGUGCCUAGCCGUCAGCGCGGCGGCGCACCUGCUGGCGUGCCACUCGCGGCGCUUCAGCCGCCUCUUCUGGCAGCUCGACUACGCCGGGAUCGCCGUCAUGAUCGUCGCCUCCUUCUUCCCGCCGGUCUACUACGCCUUCCUGGGCCUGGCGCGCACACAGCUCGUCUACCUGUCCGCCAUCACGCUGCUGGGCCUGCUCGUGGUGGCGCUGCUCCUGGCGCCCGCGCGGUCGUCGCCGCGCCUGCGCCACCUCCGCGCGGGCCUCUUCGUGUCCAUGGCGUUCUCCGGGGUGCUUCCCGCGCUGCACGCGCUGUGGCUCAACUGGGCACACCGCGAGUGCCACCUCGCGCUCGCGCUGGAGCUCGCCAUGGGGCUCGUGUACGCCGCCGGCGCCGGGUUCUACGUCACCCGCGUGCCGGAGCGGUGGAGACCGGGAAAGUUCGACUGCGUCGGACACAGCCACCAGAUCUUCCAUGUGCUCGUGCUCGUCGCCGCGCUCACGCACUACGCCGCCACCGCCAUCCUCAUCGACUGGCGAGAGGCAAUGGCCACCGCCGGCGGCGGCGGGGCGUCGGCGCUCUUGUGA
Miscanthus lutarioriparius is the source of this 1170-nucleotide messenger RNA. The record is from the annotation of a GenBank genome assembly. Lineage: Eukaryota; Viridiplantae; Streptophyta; Magnoliopsida; Poales; Poaceae.